Brenthis ino (lesser marbled fritillary) is the source of this 720-nucleotide messenger RNA. Lineage: Eukaryota; Metazoa; Arthropoda; Insecta; Lepidoptera; Nymphalidae. The record is from the annotation of a GenBank genome assembly.
AUGUACGAGUGUCUGUUCGGCAAGGCGCCCUACUCCUCCGCUACGCUCAAGGAGCUCGUAGACAAGAUACAGAAGCAAGUUCCUAUUGAGAUCCCUCCCCGGGCGAGCAUCUCCCCCGGCUGCCGAGAGCUGCUCGGGCGCCUGCUGCAGCACAACCCGGACAGGAGGAUCUCGUACGAGGAGUUCUUCAGCCACGAGUACCUCGACCUGGAGCACAUGCCGUCCAAGGAGAACUAUAAUAAGGCCGUGAGCCUGAUGAAGCAGGCGGUGUCGCUGGAGGCGGCGCGCGCCCUGCGGCCGGCGCUGGCGGCGUACGGCGCGGCGCUGCGCUACCUGCUGCCCGCCGCCGCCGCGCAGCGCGACCCGCUGCGCCGCGCCGCGCUCGAGGACAAGCUGCGCAGAUAUAUGGAAAGAGCUGAAGAAAUCAAGCGCAUAUUGAAGGAAGAAAAGGAUCCGCCAUCGAACAGCUCGCAGCCUUCCGAUAACUAUAAUUUCCAUACAAAUGAAGCGCAAGCGGUCAUCGAGGAAAAUACCAAAGUAGAUCCGCCACAAAAUGACGUAGACGUUCCCGUAGAGGAAAGUGAGGAAAGCAAGAGCAGGGGUAAAGAGAGACGCGGCGCGCUGUCGCGGCUGCUGCGGCGGCCGGCGCCGGGCGCGGACACUACAGACGACGAGGGCGCACAGAAAUGCGAUGCAAACGACACCAACUGCAAGAUCUCU